Salvelinus namaycush (lake trout) is the source of this 2100-nucleotide messenger RNA. RefSeq names its product KRR1 small subunit processome component homolog (gene krr1). Bases 34 to 1176 code for a protein of 380 amino acids. The transcript has 10 exons. The record is from RefSeq and is a predicted model, not a curated record. Gene Ontology annotation, cellular component: nucleolus; small-subunit processome. Lineage: Eukaryota; Metazoa; Chordata; Actinopteri; Salmoniformes; Salmonidae. Gene Ontology annotation, molecular function: RNA binding.
GCAGUUCCGGUCUGUAUUUCCGGCACAACAAAAAUGGCGUCCUCCACUAAAGAAGGAAGCGUGAGUGAAACGCAGUCGGGGAAGAAGUCGAAAAAGAAUACAAACCAAGUGGAUGAAUCUCAACUCUUCACUGUUCCCGAUGGAUGGAAGGAGCCAGCAUUCACAAAAGAUGACAACCCCAAAGGUCUACUGGAGGAGAGCAGUUUCGCCACUCUCUUUCCCAAGUACAGAGAGGCAUACCUGAAAGAAUGCUGGCCACUGGUGCAAAAAGCAUUAGGCGAUUCACACAUCAAGGCCACCCUGGAUUUGAUCGAGGGCAGCAUCACGGUUUGCACCACCAAAAAGACCUUUGACCCAUAUGCCGUUGUAAGGGCACGGGACCUCAUCAAGCUGUUGGCCAGAAGUGUGCCAUUUGAGCAGGCCGUGCGUAUUUUGGAGGAUGACAUGGCGUGUGACAUCAUCAAAAUUGGCACGCUGGUCAGAACCAGAGAACGGUUUGUGAAGAGGAGGCAGAGACUCAUCGGACCUAAAGGAUCUACACUCAAGGCGUUGGAGCUGCUCACUAAUUGCUACGUCAUGGUGCAGGGGAACACUGUGUCAGCCCUGGGACCCUUCAACGGCCUCAAAGAGGUACGGAAAGUGGUGUUGGAUACCAUGAAGAACAUCCACCCCAUCUACAACAUCAAGACGCUCAUGAUCAAGCGCGAGCUGUCCAAGGACCCCGAGCUGCGGCUGCAGAGCUGGGAGCGAUUCCUGCCCAAUUUCCGACACAAGAACCUGACCAAGCGCAAGGAGCCUAAGAAAAAGACGACAAAGAAGGAGUACACGCCUUUCCCCCCGCAGCAGCCUGAGAGCCAGAUUGACAAGGAACUUGCAACGGGAGAGUUCUUCCUUCGAGAGAGCGUUAAGAAGAGGAAGAAGAUGGAAGAGAUAAAGGUGAAACAAGCCGAGGCGUUGACUAAGAGGCAAGAGGAGCGAAACAGAGCCUUUAUUCCUCCUAAGGAGAAACCUGUUAUGAAGAAGACUAACAAAGCUCCCUCAGAUGCCAAAAUCAACAUUGAGGCCAUCAAGGCUAAGGUAAGGAAAGCCAAGACCAAGAAGCUAGGAGCCCCCUCUGUUAACCCUGCCCCGCAGACCACACCUGCCUAUGACAAGAAGAAAAAGAACAAGGCCUAACCUUGGAAAAGCUUGGACAAUGGACAAUAUUCACUAUUGCAACAUUGAAACAAGAUCACUGGCGUGAAGGACGUCAGGUUUGUCAGAACAUGGGUUUGUCUAAAGAUGUAUUUGGGAUAUUAAUAGAAUAUCCCCAAUUCCACAGAGAUGAAUCUUCCUCAUAGUUUUGAUGAAAUGAAUAUGGAAUGCCUCUGUCCUCAGUAGAGGAGACAGUAUACAGUAAAGGUGUCUCCCUAUAUGUGACACCCAAUGCCUCUGAGUGUUACCUAGUUUUCCUGUGACCGAGGCCCAUUCUUCAAUAGUUUACCAACUGUUUGUAAGACGUGCACAGAACGUGGUUCACCUGGUUUAUCCCGACGCCACAGAUUCCUCCUCUUGUCCUAAUCCUUAGAACAACUUGUACUGCUUUCAACCAACACCUGUCAAUCUUAAAGUAGUGUUUACUGUAAAUAUUAUGAAGCCUGCAAGUAUUACAUUUACAUUUAAGUCAUUUAGCAGACGCUCUUAUCCAGAGCGACUUACAAAUUGGUGCCAAGUAUAAUGGCUUAUGAUGCAGUUAAUGCAUUGGAAGACUAGUAAUGUUUCAUAAUGAUGCUGACUUAAGUCUGUUAAUGUAUACUUAUAAAAAAUAGCAUGCAUACUAUUAAAAGCUUUUUUUAUAGUCCUUAUUAUAAAUGAUUAACAAGGUAUAAAGCUAUAUACCUGCAGGCUUUGAGAAAAGGCAUGAAAGUUUUAGUUCAUGAUUAAAUGAACAUGGUUGUCGUGUGCCGCUACAGGCGUCAAGUGUAGCAGAAAUGGCACUAGAGGACUGCUGAACAGUGAAAUAGCAUUGUGAUGUUUAGGAGAACUGUGUGUUGGGCCGUGUUCUGUCAUUUGGUGUUGCUACUUCUAAAGACUCAAUAAAACAAGUAUAUGAUAAUCUCU